Argiope bruennichi is the source of this 1077-nucleotide messenger RNA. RefSeq lists its product as uncharacterized. Gene Ontology annotation, cellular component: cytoplasm. The transcript has a single exon. Gene Ontology annotation, biological process: regulation of proteolysis; proteasome-mediated ubiquitin-dependent protein catabolic process. Lineage: Eukaryota; Metazoa; Arthropoda; Arachnida; Araneae; Araneidae. Gene Ontology annotation, molecular function: ubiquitin protein ligase binding. The record is from RefSeq and is a predicted model, not a curated record. Bases 1 to 1077 code for a protein of 358 amino acids.
AUGGUCGAUGUCCCUUUUGAUUGGCAGAUGGCAUAUACCGGCAACUUGCACGGAAAGAAAAAGUGCCCCGUUUCGAAAUUCAAAAUAAACGCCGAGUGGAGCCUGGUAUGUUUAUGGUCACAGUCGAAGAAACCAGAAUAUUUAGAAAUUCGUCGAAAUUCAACGGGUAAGGAAAUUCUAAUUUCAGGAACUUUAAAACUGGUGCAUAAUCGUGUGUCUGUACUCCAGAGGAAGUUUGUUCAGUUAUUUGAAGCUGGCUGCGCAACCGCGCUAUUAGACUUGGACCAUACCAGUACUGAUAUCACCAGUACUGAUAUCACCAGUACAGUUCCAAUGAUCAUGCCAGUACAGUUCCAAUUUUAUGAGCCUCAUAAAUACAAUUAUUUGCACUUAUCUCAACCCAGAUCUAACCAGGCUUACUCAAUCUCUGGAAAUUUAACCAUUCCUGCCGGCGUGGCGUCUAAAGAAAAUGCCAAGGGCGUUCAGUUUGAAUCUUUGCUUGAUUUGUCUAAUGAUUUUGAACGUUUGCUGGAUUCAGGAGCAACUUACUUUCCCGAUGUGAAUUUGAACUGUGGAACUGUGUCGCUUCCAGCACAUAAAAGUAUCCUUUCCGCAAGAUCGCCUGUCUUUGCAGCCAUGUUCACUUCCCAAAUGAAAGAAAAUCGAGAAAACAAAGUGAGCAUCACUGACAUAAGCCCAAAUGUUCUAAAGAACAUGCUGAUUUACAUUUAUACUGGAAAAACAGGAGAACUCUCAGUUCAAUCCGCCGUAGACCUUCUGUUCGCUGCUGACAAGUAUGAGCUCUUGGACCUGAAAAAAGUGUGCUGUUUUCACUUGAAGAGUCACCUGUCCGUUGAAAAUGUAUUGAAUACUUUGGUUCUUGGUUAUCUGCAUGACGCAGAUUUGAAAGCGUUUGCCAUGGAUUUCAUUUGUAACUACUGUGAAGAGUUUCAAACUCUGGAGAAAACAGCAGAAUGGAAGAAUUUGCGACAGAAGAGACCAGAUUUGGUCAUGGAUGUUUUAACUAGCUUGGUUAAAGCUAAAGAUCAAAAGUUGAAGAAAAACCGAGUACCAUAG